Messenger RNA from [Candida] anglica, 1004 nucleotides. The record is from the annotation of a GenBank genome assembly. NCBI's taxonomy places the organism in Eukaryota, Fungi, Ascomycota, Pichiomycetes, Serinales, Debaryomycetaceae.
GAAAUAUUCAAUCAACUCAGCAAAACAUUAGCUAACUUUGUGCACAAUACUUUUAAUUUUCUGUCACACGUAGUUCUGUUCUUCACAUCAUGUUCAGAGCUGUAUCCGCCCCAUUGGCGCAGAAAUUUAUUGCCGGAGCUGUUGCUUCUACCGGUUUAGGUGCUUCAUAUAUGUUGUACCAAGACUCUGUCACUGCAAGUGCCAUGACUGCCGCUGAACACGGUUUGCAUCCUCCCGCCUAUGGCUGGUCCCACAACGGCAUGUUCGAAACUUUUGACCAUGCUUCUAUCAGAAGAGGUUUCCAAGUUUACCGUGAAGUUUGUGCUGCUUGUCACUCUUUGGAUAGAAUUGCUUGGAGAAACUUGGUUGGUGUUUCUCACACCACCUCUGAAGCUAAGGCCAUGGCCGAAGAAAUUGAGUACGAUGAUGAACCAGAUGAUGAAGGUAAGCCAAGAAAGAGACCAGGUAAGCUCGCUGACUACUUGCCCCCAGCUUACGAAAACGAACAAGCUGCCAGAGCCGCCAACCAAGGUGCUCUUCCACCUGAUUUGUCUUUAAUUAUCAAGGCCAGACAUGGUGCUUGUGAUUACAUUUUCUCCCUCUUGACCGGUUACCCAGAUGAACCACCAGCAGGUGUUGCCUUACCAGAGGGUUCCAACUAUAACCCAUACUUCCCAGGUGGUGCCAUUGCCAUGGGUAGAGUUUUGUUUGAUGACUUGGUUGAAUACGAAGAUGGUACUCCAGCUACCACCUCCCAAAUGGCUAAGGAUGUCACUACUUUCUUGAACUGGGCUUCUGAACCAGAACAUGACGACAGAAAGAAGUGGGGUUUGAAGGCUCUUAUUGUUAUUUCUUCCCUUUACCUUUUGGCUGUCUGGGUUAAGAAGUUCAAGUGGCAACCAAUCAAGAAUAGAAAGAUUAGAUUUGAUCCUCCAAAGAAAUAGUGACCCUACGCAUAAAAAGUUCAUAAGUAAUAUAGGGACAUAUACACAUAGUUUCCGUUA